AUGUAGACUGGCAAAAUAGGCAUCACCAAAUACGCUUAGGGAGAACUCGGAGAUAUCGUUCAUGUUGAUAUAAAAUCAGUUGGUCAUUAAUUCAAAAAGGGAGAGGGUAUUACUGCCAUCGAAAGUGUUAAGACUGCUGCAGACGUUUAUGCUCCAGUGACUGGUGAGGUUAUUGCUCACAAUGACAGCGUUAAAGGGGAACCAGCUCUUGUAAAUACCGAUGCUGAGACUGAUGGAUGGUUAGUCCAAAUUAAGAUUAAUGAUGAAAAAGAUUUGAAUGAUUUAAUGGAUGCAGCAGCCUAUGAAAAGUUCUUAGAAGAACACAAGCACUGA
Stylonychia lemnae is the source of this 333-nucleotide messenger RNA. NCBI's taxonomy places the organism in Eukaryota, Ciliophora, Spirotrichea, Sporadotrichida, Oxytrichidae. The record is from the annotation of a GenBank genome assembly.